AUGGAUAGUCUGAGACCGAGUCCCAUACUGCAAUUUAAUCCAAAUCAAAUACAAGAAGUACGCAAAUUGUUCAAUUAUGACGAUAUCAAAAGACUUGAGCAAGAUUUGAACACCUUCGAAGCCUGGAUUGCAAAGCAAAAUCAUUUCCUCGUUAAAAGUUUUGAUAGAAACUAUCUCGAGCGUCUCCUGAUAGCAAGCAAGGGUUCCGUGGAGAUCGCUAAGAAACGCCUCGACAAAUUGUGCUCAUUCAGACGAGCAUUGCCCGAGUUCUUAACUAAGUUUGACAUGAAGAAUGAGUUCAUUCCUAAGAAGAAAUGGUGCCAUACAAGUAUUAUGCCCAAACCAACAGCUGAUCACUACCGAGUCUUGGUAACACGGGUGCACGACCCAGAAGCGACUGACUUUGUAGACUUCAUGCACUACUAUAGGUUUUGCAUAGCGAUGCUGGACUACAUGUUUAAUCGAGACUACAACGCUGGCUACGAAGUUGUAUUCGACACGAGGAACUAUACACUCGGCGUCGUGUCUAAAUUGAAUCCACUUGCGAUGAGGAAAGCUGUUUCUAUAUAUUUGGAAGCCGUUAGCUUGAGGUUGAAAUAUUUGCACGUAAUAAGUGGAUCCAAACUGUUCGAUGCAAUUUUAUCCAUCCUCAAACAAGCAAUGACAGAGAAAUUAACACAUAGAAUUGUAGUCCACGAUAGUCUAGAGUCACUUCAUAAAUAUAUAUCUCCAGAAGUUUUGCCUGCUGAUUAUGGUGGGAAGGAAAAAUGUCUUAAGGACUUAUUUGAGGCAACUCUCGAAGAGCUAUGUACUGAUGAAAAUAUCCAACAUUUGAAGGAAUCGGAGAAAGCCAAGACAGAUGAAUCCCAUAGAAUCACGCUUAAGUUCGACGAAGAGUAUCUGGGAAUGCCGGGGUCUUUCAAAACGUUAUGUGUUGAUUGA
Messenger RNA from Zerene cesonia (dogface butterfly), 942 nucleotides. Its product is annotated as alpha-tocopherol transfer protein-like. Bases 1 to 942 code for a protein of 313 amino acids. The record is from RefSeq and is a predicted model, not a curated record. The transcript has 6 exons. Lineage: Eukaryota; Metazoa; Arthropoda; Insecta; Lepidoptera; Pieridae. Gene Ontology annotation, cellular component: membrane. Gene Ontology annotation, molecular function: phosphatidylinositol bisphosphate binding.